AUGUAUACUGUUACUUUUCAGGAUAAGCACGAGUUUGAUCUAAUCAAACUUAUCGAUGACAAUCACCUUGACGUUUACCAACGCAUGAAGUUAAUUAACUAUAUCAGAAAGCAGAAUUUCAAUGCUGUUUGCUUCAUGUGCCAACGUAGUGAUCUUGGAAACACACAAGAGCUUGCAAAACAUCUGCAGGAAGUUGAAAAACCUAUCACGAAGCUUCCCGAUAGUAAAGUGUGGGACACAGAAGAGACGCUCGUUCCCAUUUUCGGUAAUGAUCAUUUGCUAUGGAGACUAGAAUCGUUCUUGGAGAGUCGCGAUGGUGCCAGUGAUGCCGAAGAAGCUUCCCGUCGUGAGAACGAUAAGAAGAUUUCUAAUUUCAUUGCGGAG
This is a messenger RNA of Cylicostephanus goldi, 384 nucleotides long. NCBI's taxonomy places the organism in Eukaryota, Metazoa, Nematoda, Chromadorea, Rhabditida, Strongylidae. The record is from the annotation of a GenBank genome assembly.